Molecule: messenger RNA, 3561 nt
Organism: Chenopodium quinoa (quinoa)
Lineage: Eukaryota; Viridiplantae; Streptophyta; Magnoliopsida; Caryophyllales; Amaranthaceae
Product: respiratory burst oxidase homolog protein E-like
Exons: 14
Coding region: 350-3151 (933 amino acids)
Cellular component (GO): plasma membrane
Molecular function (GO): calcium ion binding; peroxidase activity; NAD(P)H oxidase H2O2-forming activity
Source: RefSeq, a predicted model, not a curated record
UACAAAUCCCCUUCAAAGAAAGUUGAGAAACAAAUUCUCAUACUAUUAAUUUUUUCUCAUUAUUAUUAUUUUAAAAAGAAUUUUUUAUAUAAUUAUAUAAAACCCCCCUAACUUCACCUACUUCUCUCUCCUACACAUUAUUCACAACCAUUCUUACAAAUUACAAGCUCUGAAAAAUACUCAAACCAAAAGAAAAAAAAAGGCGUUGAAUUCAUGUUUGCGGAGGAGGUAAUUAAUCAGUUCAGAAGUACCCACCAAGCGUGUGACACACCCCCCUCCUUUGGUUAUUAUCUUCUCUUCUCAGCCAUUUCUUUGCCCAUUUCAAAGUGCUAGAGAGAAGGUAUCGGCGAUGAGACUCUCAUCGGUGGGGAGCCCGAGCGGUUCGAGGAGAUCGAAUUACAGUAGGAGCUUUCAUUUACCCGACGAGGAGACAGGGUUUGAUAAUUCGUCGUCGGUUGGUGGUGCAAUGCUGCCUGUCUUUCUUAAUGAUCUUGGCCGAGCCUCCACCUCGAUGAACAACGAUGAGCUCGUCGAGGUGGAGUUGCAACUCGAGGAUGAUAACAUUUAUAUAUGUAGUGUUACUCCGAGGGCUGUUACACCUAGGAGUGUAAGAGCCGAGGAUGGAGCCUCGGGUUCUGGCGGUGGUGGGUUGUUGUCGAGGAGCCUAUCGGCUGCCUCGAAAUUAAGGAAGAAAUUUGGGUGGCCUUCUUCUAGGGCGUCAUCGGAGGCGGGGGAUAAUCAGCCUCCGCCCCCGAUGACGGAUAGGGAAAAAAGAAAAAUGAAAGCACAACUUCAAAGGACCACGUCAGGUGCCCAAAGGGCGCUGACGGGGUUACGAUUUAUCAGUAAAACGACAACGUGUCCGAGGACGGGGGAUAACGGUGGAUGUGAAGAGUUGUGGAAACAAGUGGAAGAAAAGUUUGAUGAGUUAGCUCCGUCUGGGUUGCUUGCUAGGGAAGAUUUUGGGGCCUGCAUUGGGAUGGACUCGAAGGAGUUCGCGGUGGGAAUAUUUGAUGCAUUAGCAAGGCGAAAGAGGCAGAGAUUGAGUAAAAUUAGUAAAGAAGAGUUGCAAGAUUUUUGGUUGCAACUUACCAAUCAAAGCUUCGAUGCCCGCCUUCAAAUUUUCUUUGACAUUGCAGAUAGCAAUGAAGAUGGAAGAAUAACAAGAGAAGAAGUCCAAGAGCUUAUUAUGCUUAGUGCUUCAGCAAAUAAUCUAAAAGCUUUGAAGUCACAAGCACAUGAGUAUGCAAACUUGAUUAUGGAAGAGCUAGACCCUGAAAACCUUGGUUACAUUGAGUUAUGGCAGUUAGAAGCAUUACUGCUACAAAGAGAUGUAUACAUGGAGUACAGCAGGCCACUAAGCACAGUAAGUGCAGGGUGGAGUCAAAACUUGGGCAACUUACGGCCGAUAAGCAUAGUGAGGAAAGUAAGCUGCACAUUGAGGUGCCUCAUCUUAGAAAACUGGCAGAGAGGGUGGAUUCUACUGCUGUGGGUGACGGCGAUGGCUUCCCUCUUCAUCUGGAAAUUUCUUCAGUACAGACAAAAGAACGCAUUUCAAGUCAUGGGUUAUUGCUUAUGCACAGCCAAAGGGGCCGCAGAAACCCUUAAGUUCAACAUGGCUUUGAUCCUACUUCCGGUUUCAAGGAACACCCUUACUUGGCUUCGAUCCACUCGAAUCAGAUGCUUCAUCCCAUUUGAUGAUAACAUCAACUUCCAUAAGAUGAUCGCGGGUGCUAUAGCAAUUGGAGUGGUCCUUCAUGCAGGAAUGCAUUUGACAUGUGAUUUUCCUCGUUUGAUCAACUCUUCUCCUGAUAAAUUUGCACUCAUAGCCUCCGAUUUCCACAACAAAAAGCCAACAUACUGGGAUCUUAUUAAAGGUAUCGAAGGAGUUACAGGUAUUGGUAUGGUGGUUUUGAUGACGAUAGCCUUCACAUUAGCAACAAGCCGGUUUAGAAGAAAUGUAGUGAAGCUACCAACACCCUUCAACAGAUUGGCAGGAUACAACGCAUUUUGGUAUGCUCACCAUUUGCUAGCUAUAGUCUACGUCUUGCUCUUGGUUCAUGGUUUCUUCUUGUUCCUAGUAAAGGAUUGGACUAAAAAGACGACAUGGAUGUAUAUUGCUAUUCCACUCCUGCUUUACAUAGCUGAACGAAGUUUAAGGACUUGUCGGUCAGAGAUUCGUUCCGUUAAACUCUUGAAGGUUUCAGAGCUACCAGGAAAUGUCUUCAGCCUAAUGAUGUCAAAACCUCAAGGAUUCAAGUACAAAAGUGGACAGUACAUUUUUGUCCAGUGCCCUUGCAUUUCUAAAUUUGAAUGGCACCCAUUUUCUAUUACCUCAGCACCAGGAGACAACUUCCUCAGUGUUCACAUCAGGAUCGUAGGAGACUGGACACGAGAGCUAAAGCGGGUUCUUACUGAAGGCCAAAUGCCAGUUUCUUCCAUUGGUCGGCUUAAAUUUGGGGAAGAGGGUCACAUUCGUCAAAGCGGUUUACCUAGACUACAUGUUGAUGGACCUUAUGGCGCACCAGCACAAGAAUACCAGAAUUACGAUGUAUUGCUUCUCGUGGGACUAGGAAUAGGAGCAACACCCUUUAUCAGCAUUCUGAAAGAUCUUCUUAACAAUGCAAGAGCAGCAACCGACUCGAAUGCCACUGACUUGAGUAUUAUAUCAGAUGAAAGCUUAAGCAGCUUUGCGUCAACAAGUACAUCACAUAGUACAAACAAAAGACCAAUGAGAGUAAAGAGUGCGCAUUUUUACUGGGUUACUAGGGAGCCUGGCUCCUUCGAAUGGUUCAAAGGGGUGAUGGAUGAAGUAGCAGAAAUGGAUCAUAAGGGUUUGAUCGAGAUGCACAACUACCUUACUAGCGUGUACGAAGAGGGUGACGCGAGAUCAACCCUGCUAACGUUGGUCCAAGCUUUGACUCAUGCCAAGUAUGGUGUUGAUAUAUUGUCUGGUACCAGGGUGAAGACACACUUUGCAAGACCAGAUUGGAAAGAAGUGUUUGCUAAAAUAGCUAAAAAACAUCCAUACAGCACCAUAGGCGUUUUCUACUGCGGACGACCAGUGUUAGCAAAAGAGUUGAAGAAAUUAUCUCAUGAAAUGAGUCACAAGACAUCAACUCGGUUCGAGUUUCACAAAGAGCAGUUUUAGGACAGAAAUAUAGCCUCUACCUCCUCCCUUCUCCCUCCCUCCCUCCUUAAAACAUAAACCAAUAAGUCAAUAGCAAGCUAAGCUAACCAUAUCCACCUUUUUGCCUAUAUUGUAACAUGUAAGUAUUCAGAUUUCUGACAUUCUUACUGAGAAAAUCUCGGUAACAUUGUAUACAUAUACUAUACACAUCCAUCGUAAUCGACUCGGGUGACUUUGUAAAUGAAAAAAUUAUAGCAAAUGUUAAUACAAAAUUCAUACUACAUAGUCCUAUAGAAUAUCAUAUAGUUCUAGCCCUUAAUUUAACUAAGAUUCUUGUCUUUGACAAACAUGCUAUUUCAUGCAUGGUUUUAGGAUCUAUGUACCUUACUUUACUAUAUUCAUUGAAAUAAAUAUACAAAUUAUUUUUCACA